This is a messenger RNA of Plutella xylostella (diamondback moth), 1907 nucleotides long. Lineage: Eukaryota; Metazoa; Arthropoda; Insecta; Lepidoptera; Plutellidae. The record is from RefSeq and is a predicted model, not a curated record.
AUGAACAGACUGGGCACAGUCAGGACUCCUAACUCGAUGAACAGCUCUCUCGCCGGUUCAUCAGGAGGUUUCCUCAUGAUCCGUCGGAUCAUCCUUUUCUGGAGUAUUACCUCCAUCACUACCCUGACCGUGCUGUCAUUCGAACGCUACAUGAUGGUGACUCGACCGCUCAGCUCGAGACAUCUCAGCUCAAAGGGAGCCAUCUUGUCGAUCAUGUUCAUCUGGUCUUACUCCCUGGCGUUGACCACACCGCCGCUGCUGGGCUGGGGGAACUACGUCAAUGAGGCUGCUAAUAUCAGCUGCUCCGUGAACUGGCACGAGCAGUCGAUGAACACGCUCACGUACAUCCUGUUCCUGUUCGCGAUGGGGCAGAUCGUGCCCUUCAUCGUCAUCACCUUCAGCUACAUCAACAUCAUCAGGACCAUUAAACAGAACUCGGUGCGCAUGGGCCGCGUGGGGCGCGCGGAGACCAAGGUCACGGCCAUGGUGUUCGUCAUGAUCGUGGCCUUCACCGUCGCGUGGACACCCUACUCCGUCUUCGCGCUCAUUGAACAGUUCGCGCACGAGGGCAUUAUAUCCCCGGGUGCGGGGGUGAUACCGGCUCUAGUGGCAAAAAGCUCCAUCUGCUACGAUCCACUCAUCUACAUCGGCAUGAAUACACAAUUUCGUCAGUCAAUCAAAAGGCUCUUCGGCAUUCACGGCAAAGGAGGCCACACGCAGACUGAAAAGGGAUACGAUAAUACGAUUCUCCUUCCGACAAAUCGUUUUUCUCGCAUCAAUGAUAACACAAGGUUCAACUCAUCUGAGAGUAACGUCUCAACAAUACACAAGAAACAAGUUAUAGUUAAAGACAAAAAGAUAACAGUUACAGACGAUCUCUGUGACUAUAAUAAUAGUGAAAUUAAUUAUCAAAUUAACAAAAUAGAUAACAUUAAUCUGUGCACCAUACAAGAAAACAAAACAGCUUCAGACAACGAAAAAUCUGGUGAAACCAUUUACGAAGAAGAUAACAGCAAUGGAAAACAGAAACUGGAAGUCUUCGGUGAGAAUUAUCAGUUAUUUGAUGAUACGUCUCCGGUACUCACUAUAAUAGAUUCCGAACAUUUAGCAUUUAGUAAAACGAGGCUUGUUUGUAAAGUGAGAGAUGCCAAUGCAGAAACGGUUGAGAAUGUAUACGGCAACAAAGCGUUUGUGGAACAUUCUAGUGAUAUUACAAGUAACGAAGCUUAUGAGACAUCUAGUGAUCAACAAUUGAAGAAGAAUAAGAGACUGCAGAGUAGUUAUUCCACAGAUAUAGCGGGGAUACAAAAAGAACCAAAGAAAAGAAAAUUAUCAUCCGAGGCUAUAAUUAAAGGGAGUGUCACUAGUAACUUUUUUGAGGAUCCGAGACACGGCCACGAAAGUUUCAAAACAUAUCUGUACAUGAUGAACAGAAAUCUAGAUGGAGAUGAUAAUUUCGUAGUUUAAAUUAAAGGGAUCAAUGUUGAGGAGAAUGUUGUUGAAAAUCAUUCUUCCUUUGAAAAUGAAUUGCGAACAGACGCGGAGUCGUCCCGUUCAUUGUAGGAGUAUUCAAGCGGUGCUGUCUUUCCUGUAAAAGUUAAGAAAAUUUAAAAUGCGAGCUCUCGUCAAGUAUCUGUGAUAUAGUUGGUACAAGUGCCAAAUAAAUCUAAAUGGUUUAUAAGGGCAAUGAAUAGAAACGAAUUUUUAAGCUGAAAUUAGGCUAAAUAAAUGUUAUGGAAAAUUAUUUUCUUCACAUGUGAAGAGAUGUUUUGUGUUCACUUAACUAUCUAUGAAAUUGUUGUCUGUUUUGGCAAAACUAUGAGUAGUGUUUAAGAGUGCUUUAUUAGAUUUGUAUUUAAGAGAGUUAGUUGCAAUAGUUUUGUAUUGAUUUAAAUUAUUUAUUGAAA